AUGUCCACGAGCAUCUGUGUGAGCGAUGGCAGCGUAAGCCAGCCACAGCCAGGCUUGGAAAAGAAGUCACGUUGGAGAAAGGACAGGAGAGAGGCGGAUGAAGCAAGCCAGGCGCAGGCCACAAAGCCGGCGCCAGGAGUCCCGCCAUCCCUCACAAUGCCAGCUGCGGCCUCUAACCAGGCAGCAGCACAAGCGUUCCGGGGGCUCCACGGCCGGAAGUCGAACUUCAAGCUGGUGGAAAGUGCCGUAGACAGGGUCUAUUCUUCAGUGCUGGAUGGCAAUGCGCACUACUACAAGGCACUCGUGGCUGAUCCGGUUGACUUCUCUACCUACCAGGCCCUUCUCUCCGAGCUGGAGUACAAGCCUGCAUGGAUGAGUGGUGGCCUCGCCUUGCACAGGCCCACAGCUCUGGGAUCUGAGUCGCAGUUGCGUCAGUCACCUACUUACGAGCGCAUUGUGCGUUUCUUGGCCGGCUACUUCGGGGUGGAGCCGAUCCGGUCUCUGGUGAACCACUACAGAUCUGGGGAGGAUUUCACUUCUUUCCACUCAGACCAGUACUUCUCCGGGGUGAACAUGACCAUCGGGGCUUCAUUUGGUGAGGAGCGUGCACUUGUUUUCGAGCAUCGCGAGACCAAAGAGCAGUUCAGCUUUCCGCAGCACAACGGCGAUGUCUUUGCCUUCACAGACUCCGUGAACCGCCAGUUUGUCCACGGGGUGCCGCGACAGCGCCGCGCCCGCUCCACGGGGGCCUCUGGCCACACUCCUGGCCGCAUCUCUGUCAUCGUGUGGGGCCGCAAGGAUCAGGAGCUUUGGAAGACCAGGGCCCAGACCUUGCCACUUACUUUGCAACCCCUCAACGUGCUGGAGCACGAUCCGAGCAAGGAGGCGAGCUUGGACGAUGCCAACAGGCUGGAAUCUGCAUGGAAGGACAAGUCGCCCUACCACGAUGGGCUUGCGAGGAUUGCAAGCCCAAGAGGAAGAGCGUCGGAACAGACGCUUGGUGACAGAGCCACUGACACGAGACCUGCGAGGUGGAAGACGCUGGCUAAGAGCCAAAUGCACGGCUACUGA
Symbiodinium necroappetens is the source of this 1071-nucleotide messenger RNA. NCBI's taxonomy places the organism in Eukaryota, Dinophyceae, Suessiales, Symbiodiniaceae. The record is from the annotation of a GenBank genome assembly.